Zasmidium cellare ATCC 36951 is the source of this 252-nucleotide messenger RNA. RefSeq lists its product as uncharacterized. Bases 1 to 252 code for a protein of 83 amino acids. The transcript has 3 exons. The record is from RefSeq and is a predicted model, not a curated record. Lineage: Eukaryota; Fungi; Ascomycota; Dothideomycetes; Mycosphaerellales; Mycosphaerellaceae.
AUGUCGGCCUCAUUAGCGCCAGAGUGCAACGAAGUGAAAGAACGCUACGACACCUGCUUCCUGAAAUGGUACAGCGAGAAAUACCUUCGAGGCACCGCGAAGACGGACGAGUGCGAGCCUCUUUUCCGGGAGUACAAAGCUUGCAUCGGGAAAGCGCUGAAGGAGAGAGGGAUCGACACGAUGCUCGAGGAGGCGAGGGCGGAUAAUGUGGAGAAUGACAGAGAGUAUUUGAAGGGGAGUAAGGGGCGUUGA